AAUAUAUUUGCUAAUAUGUAUAAAAGUGAAGCUCUGUCAUCAUCAGGAGUUAGUUCAGACCCAGAUUCCGAAUAUGCACCCAACGAAGAAGUAAUUAGUUCAGAGUUAGUACAACCCAAGAGUAGCAGUCAGCCUAAGGAGGAGACAAAGAACUUGAGUGACACUUCAGAAGAGAGAAUUAUUGGCGACUCCAGCUCAAGUAAUAGUGAACAUAAUCCGGAUGAAAAUGCUACUUAUAAUACACAAGAAGAGUAUUUAGCAAUCCCCCCUGUUGAUGAAGAGAUUGAAGCACAAAUAGAUAAAGACGGAGAUAUUGGAGAAUUAUUACCAAUUGCAGAUUCAGCAAUGCACAGCCCUGAUGAAGCAAAGCAGAUGCAUAAUGACAAAAGAAAAUUGUUAGAAUUGCUAUUUGAUAAAGGCAUGAAGCCUCGUGAAAUAGUUAAAAACAAUUACGUAGAACUAAAGAAAACCCAGGUUUAUCAUCUAUAUAGCUUGUAUAAGAAAACAGGUAAUAUAAAGAGAUUAAAAGGCUCAGGAAGAAAAUCUAAGCUUGAUAGCACUCACGUGCAAGCCUUGAAUAACAUAAUGGAAGAGCAUAAAGGCAAUAUAUCUAUUAGAAGGAUAAAAAUUAUAUUGAUGGAAGAAUAUGACAUAAAGCUGAGUUCAUCAUCUGUGAGGAGAAUUCUACUGUCUACAGGGUUUAUUUACACUCUUCCAAAUAAUAAAGUGUUGAAUGGAGAAGUUCAAAGAUCCAACAGAAUAGAUUGGGCUAAAAAGCAUCAAGAUGUUAAUUGGGAAUCUGUAAUAUUUUUAGAUGAAUCUACCUUCUACAUAAAUUCAGCUUGGAACAGAAAACGAUGGGUUCACAAGUCCCAACUCAAUUAUUAUUCAAACAAAGCAAAAGGGACAAAGUUAAAUGUUUUGGGUGCUAUCUGAGCAAAAGGAAGGUUGCCAGUGCAUGCCUUUGAAGAGAAAAUGAAUUCAGAAUUAUUUAUUGAGAUCAUUGGGAUGAUUCUGACUGAAGCUACUAAAUUGUUUGAAGGAGAAAAAAUCUAUUUAUGCAUGGAUAAUGCUAGUUAUCACAACUCUAAGGAAGUUAAAGACUAUUUAGACAAAGAAAAUGUAGUAAAGUUACCUUGGCCUGCGUAUUCUCCAGACCUAAAUCCUAUUGAAAAUGUUUGGGGAUUAAUGAAGACAAGCAUGGGAAACAAGGUUUAUACAACUUUGUAUUCAUUAAGGAAGGCUAUUUACGAUCAUUGGGAUAAUCUCAAUGACGAUUUGAGAAAAAGGAUCUGAAAUAGUAUGCCGACUAGAUUAAAUAAAUGAAUUGAAGAGGAAGGAAUAUUAUUAAAAUAUUAAGUUUGUCAAUAUA
This is a messenger RNA of Moneuplotes crassus, 1372 nucleotides long. Lineage: Eukaryota; Ciliophora; Spirotrichea; Euplotida; Euplotidae. The record is from the annotation of a GenBank genome assembly.